AUGGAGCCCACUGGAAUCAAGGACCAGGAGUCAAAGGCUCAGGAUCGAGUGUCCAACUACAGCAUCAAGGAGUCCAAGGUGGCUGGUAACGACAUGUCACUGGCGGAUACAGAAAUUAUCGCAGCCCUCCAGAGCUACGUCCCAAACACGGCCGAGGAGAGGCGACUUGUCAGAAAGGCUGACAUGGUUCUGUUGCCACUUCUCUGGUGGAUGUACAUUCUUGCAUACCUUGACCGAGGCAAUAUUGCCAAUGCCAACGCUGCCGGCAUGAGUCAGGAUCUCGGACUCAGCGAAAACCAAUACUCUCAGCUCGUGUCUCUUUUCUUCGUCGCCUACGUUCUAUUCGAAGUCCCCUCCAAUAUGCUCUUGAUGAAGAUCAAACCCUCCAUCUACUUGCCUACCAUCUGUGUUGUCUGGGGUAGUGUCAUCAUCGAAAUGUCCCAAAGCAAGACCCCUGCUGCCUUCCUUGCCGGCAGGUUCUUCCUCGGUGCUAUUGAGGCCGGUCUCUUCCCUGGUGCCCUGUUCCUUCUUACCUGCUGGUACACCAAGAAGGAAGUUGGGAAACGAUUCUGUAUCUUUUACACUUCCGGCUGUGUGGCACCCGCUCUCGGUGGUAUCAUGGCAGGAGCCGUAAUUUCUCGGCUCGAGGGCGCGCGUGGAAUCCCAGGCUGGAGAUGGCUGCUGCUUAUUGAGGGUGUUGUUACCGUCGCCUGCGGAUUCGGCCUUUAUUUCGUGCUGCCCGACUACCCUCGCAACUCUCGCAUGCUGACUCCCGAGCAAAGAAUCCUGGGCCAUGUUCGCAUCCUAGCCGAUCGAAACGAAACUGUUCAACGUAAGGAGGAUAACCUGACCCCACUGCAAGCCGUGGCAGUCACUCUCAAGGACCCCAAGACCUGGCUUUUCUUGGCUCUCUAUACCUGCAAUAUCCUCGGUCUGACUAUCUCGUACUUCAUCCCCACCAUGCUUAAGGGGCUUGGAUAUAGUAGCAUCAAUGCCCAGUGGAUGACUGUUCCCAUCUGGGCGUGCGGUGCUGUUUUCCAGCUCGGCUGGUCAUGGACCUCUGACAAGACUGGAGACCGCAGAUGGCAUAUCACUGGACUGCUUUCUCUCUCUGCCAUCUCCUGCCUCAUCGCCAUUGUCGUCCAAAACAACACUGUUAAGUACGUCAUGAUGUGCUUCCUCAUCGGAGGCAUGUUCACCACGGUACCCCUGAUCCUCAACUGGACUAGUGAGGUCAUGGCCAAACCUGAGAGAAAGCGCUCGAUUGCCAUCGCCUUUGUCAACUCCUUCGGCCACACCAGCUACAUCUACGGAAGUUACCUGUGGCCCGCGUCGGAGGGUCCCCGUAACCUGAAGGGAUUUGCGGCUUCUAAUGCCGUCCUCGGCGCCGCUGCCAUCCUUGCCGCAAUUCUGCCCAUCAUUUUCAAGUAUCUGCCGAGCCAGGAGGCAGAUGUGGUGCAAAGACUAGACCAGGAGAAUUGCCCCCCAGAGACCGAUAACAGCCAGAAGAAAUAG
Molecule: messenger RNA, 1515 nt
Organism: Clonostachys rhizophaga
Lineage: Eukaryota; Fungi; Ascomycota; Sordariomycetes; Hypocreales; Bionectriaceae
Source: the annotation of a GenBank genome assembly